UUUACAUGGCACUAUAAUUUAUAUUGAACUCGAUCAGACGCUUUCUAAUGCACUUAACAACAUAGAUUAAUUUACUUACAACGUUGGUUUUUAGUUUGUACUUUGUUUUACGUGAUCCUCACGUCCUGAUAUCAACAUGGCCCGUAACAGUGAAAAGGCCAUGACAGCCCUUGCUCGGUGGAGAGCAGCUCAUAUUGAUGAGAAAAAAGAAGUGGAGAGGAGGCCAUAUCUAGCCACAGAGUGUGAUGAUCUGAAGAAAGCAGAGAAGUUUAGAAGACAGAUUAUUGGAGAAGUCUCAAAAAAAGUUGCACAGAUUCAAAAUGCUGGCCUGGGUGAGUUCAAGCUGCGAGACAUCAAUGACGAGAUCAAUAAACUGCUGCGUGAGAAGGGUCACUGGGAGGACCGCAUCAAGGAGUUGGAUGGGCCAGACUAUAGGAAAAUUGGACCCAAGAUGCUGGACCAUGAAGGAAAAGAAGUUCCUGGAAACAGGGGCUACAAGUAUUUUGGUGCUGCAAAAGACCUGCCUGGGGUGAGAGAAUUGUUUGAGCAAGAACCUCCCCCGCCCCCACGUAAGACAAGGGGUGAGCUGAUGAAGGACAUAGACGCUGAUUACUAUGGUUACCGUGAUGAGGAUGACGGAGUUAUCUGCCCACUGGAGCAGGAGGCCGAGAAAAAAGCUAUAGCAGACAAAGUGACUGAAUGGAAAGAAAAGAUGGCCAAGGGUGAAUUGCCCUCAACCAGUGAAGACAAAGCUAGUGAAAUACCCAGCAUAUAUCCUCGAGAGGAUGAAGAUGAUGAAGAAGACAUGGAGGUUGACCAAUCUAGACUGGCGCCCGAGGAGACAGAAUUGCAGCAUUUCAUAGCACAUGUUGAGGUGCCAUCUCAAAAACAGAUUGAGGAAGCGUUGCUGCAGAGAAAGAAGCAGGAACUAUUGCAGAAGUACGUCAGUGACGACCAGCAGCAGGAGGAGGGCAAAGUCAAACAGCUGCUGGGCCUCUGAAACCAUGGCAACCAGCAUAGCAACCGACAGACCUCUGGGGUUUCAUUUGGGAGUUGCCUCAAGGCAAGUGGAUCUGAAGCGCGAUGUGCCAUUACAUACUGGACGUAAAUAUGUCACUUGAUGCGUGAUUCCUGCAUGAUUAAGUAUAUGUAUACAGGUACAUGUGUAUAUACAAUGUACUCUGAUGGGGCAAGUCACCAUGCAAAUAGGACACUGGAGUUCGCUACUACCAAUGAGGAAAGACUAUUGUUGAAAACAUACUGAUGAAUGAAAAAUAACUUUUUAAGGCUUAUGACCAGCAAUGAUGGUGAUGCAGAGUGCUAAAUGUGUAGAUUUGUCUAAUGUGGGCUCAAUAAAUGUUUUCAAAAUUAAUUUAGAAAAUACUAAUUAUAAUUGGCUGUUUGUAUCUCAAACUGUACAUAUGUUUAAGUAAGAUUGAUAGGUUGGCUUGGCUAAUUAUUAUUACUAUAAUUAUUAUUAUUACUAAUUAUCACACCAAGUACUGGAUCUGGGCCCAGCAAACGGACUCUAGAGCGUUUCAAUAAGCCUGCGGCUUUCGAUGCAAUUGAGCUAAAAUAAAUAGGUUUAAACUAAUUAUUAUUUUUGUUGAUACUUUGUUGAUCUGUGCUACAUUCACUUUUGUAUAGUAAUGAGAAUGUAUUGCCAAUAUACAUGUAAUUCUAUGAACUAUGUGCCUAUUUUUAUAUUGCAUAAAAUUAAUACAAUA
Messenger RNA from Dreissena polymorpha, 1727 nucleotides. Its product is annotated as pre-mRNA-splicing factor ISY1 homolog. Bases 137 to 1000 code for a protein of 287 amino acids. The record is from RefSeq and is a predicted model, not a curated record. Gene Ontology annotation, cellular component: Prp19 complex; post-mRNA release spliceosomal complex; post-spliceosomal complex. The transcript is spliced from 12 exons. Lineage: Eukaryota; Metazoa; Mollusca; Bivalvia; Myida; Dreissenidae. Gene Ontology annotation, biological process: generation of catalytic spliceosome for second transesterification step; mRNA 3'-splice site recognition.